UCGUCCCUCAUUUCAGUGUCGUCGCUUAUUUUGACACACGGCGGUAUAAGUGGAUACCUAGCGUCCACUUCAGCAUCAGCAUCAUCAGUCAUGAAGCAGAGUGGGUAAGAGUGAAAGUGUCCGUGUUAGUUUUUACGGGUUGUUUAUUCUGCGCAUCUUUGAUCAUGUCGGCAGAGUGGACAGCGCGCCACGGGCAAGUGUCUGAUCUGAACAGCAAGAGAAAAGAUGAGCUCCUUGAGAUACUCACACGACAAGAAAAGUUACUUUCUAAUAAGAGAUUUAUUCAGAGCCUCCCAGAUAAGGGAAAGAAGAUUGCUGACUUUGUGGAUAAAGUACGCCUUGCUCUUGGACAUCUGGAGGAGGAGGAGAGUAAACAAGCAAGUUUAAACUCUGUCCGGGCAGAGUUUCUGGCUAAAUAUCAGCAAGCCUUUGCCAAACGAAGCAUAGAUAAGCAUUUAGACUCAAACUCAGCCAUGAGUAUCACUUCCCAUGUCAAAAACGAAGCCAAUUUCAAUAUCACUCCAGCUAACAUACAGGAAAAUGGUGGUCUCUUUGGCCAGGAGUCCAUGACAUCCCAGCCAAAGGCUGCUGCUGAAACACUAGAAGCAAUUAAUGGAAAUGCAACAUUCUUGCUGAUGAAAGACGAAGGGCUUGUGGAGGCAUUUGGGCGAGUAACACUUGCUGAAAGUGACGUUGCCUCAAAUCAAAACACCUUUAAAAACCAGCCUCCUAGUAACCCACUUCUGGGCAGUCAGCAACAGAAGAAGCCACAUUACAUAGAAGUCCUGGAGAAGAUGGAGAAAAGUGUGAAAACAAGGAAGCCCAGAUUCAAACCAAACCAGUUAACAGUAAAAUCGGGGUCUUUGUCAACUAGUGAGAGCUCUGGCAGCACCACACCAAUUACAGCAGAGGCCAGAAGACAGCGAGACAGAAAACACCUUGAUGAUAUCACAGCAGCCAGGCUUCCACCCCUACACCACAGUCCUGCCCAGAUGCUGUCAUUAGAGGAGUCAGUCGCCCUUGUGCAAGAGCAGACUAGAAAGCACCAGGAGUUACAGGCCAAGCAAGCUGCCCAGAAGUUGGCAGAUGGUCUGAGAAUCAGGAUGGAGAAUAACAACCCAGAAGAAGGCCCACUGGCAGCCUACAGAGAGGUGCAUGAUGAUGGGGCCCAGCUUUCUUCAGAGGAGGACUGAUCGUGGGGCCCUACAGGGAGGGCACUUGCUUGUUGGUAUGUUUGGCCUCUUGCCCUAGGCCAGCUCUAGGCCCAGAGCCCAUGCUUCAGGACCCUGGAGAGAGGCUUUCAGCCUGAGGACAAGAGAAGGGCUCUUCAUGAACAGCACUGACAAUGUCCUCAGAUAGAGAAUAAGAGGAAUUUCUGCCCACAAAUUUAAAUAACGGCAGGUUGAAUCGAGUUGAGUGAUUGUUUUAAGGCAAAACUUCUCAACCCUUUUUGCUUGUGGAAAUGUUUCAAUCUAACAGUAAAAGAUUAUCGCAAGCAUAUGAAGGAAAAAAAAAACCAAAACGCUGCAGUUUUAGAUUUUCAACUGAGAAAUCACAACACCUGUUGUCAUGAUUGUACGGAAUAAUAAAAUGUUAAGCUCUUAUAAGCCUUUCUUUUGAAGGUGGGGAACUUGUAUGUGUGUUAUGAUAAGUAAUUGAAUGUUUUUGUAUGACCUUUCUUAGUGUUUAUUCAAAACAAAAACCUCUGAAUUAACCUUUGUAGCUUUUGAUCGGCUCUUUGAAUUGUCACCAUCAGAUAACAGAAACUGUUUUAUAAACUAAAGGUGGAAGCACUUAAUGUUGUGCCACUUGAGAGAAACAUUUUUGAAAAAUAAUUUCUCCACCCUCUGUUUUUGUGCUGCAUUGUUUUGUUAACUGCCCCACUGGUUUAAUUUGAUACAAUGAGUGAGCCAUCGUUUGAAGGGAGGGAUGUUAUCAGUGCAGAAAGCUGUGACAUGCCUCAGAUGAUUAAUAUAUGAAAUGUGAAAUAUUGAGGCUUGAAGGAAUUAGACCAGUUGGUGGAGUACAUCUGGAUUGCAUUAGAUCAUGUUACUGCAUUGAGUAGCAAUGCAUGCUAUGAUGGCAACACAUAGACAGACGUGACAUAUGGUGAAUACUAUUUUCAAGACUAUAAACAAAGAUAAGAGGCACUCUUUAAGCUUACCACUAACCAUUUUAUUUGCUCUCUCCUAAACUCUCAGGAUACAAAUAUUUAUUUGUUUUCUUUACAUGUGAUUCAGGAACCUUUAUAUUAGAAGAAAGGGAAAAAUAGUUUGAAGGGGUAUGAGUGAGAGAACAAGAGGAAAUUAAAAUCUGUGCUGUUCUGCAGUUGAUGACCUGUGAUAACCUCUAGUAAUUGUUUCUGCCUGUUGAUGGGAACUGCUGCCUCGAACAGAAAAAAAUAAGAUCCUCACACAUCUGGCAUGUUAGAGUUUAGACACUGUGUGUGACGAAAUCCAGAGUGCCUUACACAGAUGUCCAAUGAUAAAUAUGUCAGACUUGUCUAGAAAGAAUCUCCCCUGUACUGGGAUUAAUUAAGACUACCUUGCUUACAAAGGAAAAGAUACUGUUACCAAUUAAACACUUGAUUCCUGUACUGAUCAGUGUCCGGACCUGUACAGCGAGCUUUGAGUGCAUAGAUAUGCCGAAAUUGGAAUCAUAUAUGCAUUCUGCAGCCAGUGUUUUUAAGUUGUUCUUUUUGGCUGUCGUUUUAGCUUUCCACAUACCCCCACACCCAUCGUCUCAGAUUAAUAAACCGCUUAUGGAGUCAUCUGCAAGUGGUUUUCAUCUACUACAAGUGUGAAAUCGUGCCCCAAGAGAAUGGGCAACAUUUUUGAGCAUUGAGGUGGAUGAAAGGAUUGUGUACUGUAUAUUUUCUUAAAAAUGCCCUUUACAGACUUGCCAAUAUGAAUACACAGUGUGUUCUUGAGGCAAUGAUUGAAUUAGGAAGGAUAGUGCUGUUACUUCCAGCUCACAGAACCUGAAUGGUCUUCUCUUUUUGUCUCUCAUUUUUUGUGGAAUAGAAGAAAUUAGAUAAUUGUUCUGGUCAGGCUAAAGUUUCGCUAUAGUGCAGUACAGGUUUCAUGCUCAUUUCUCAGCUUUCUUGAAUAUCCCAUAUUUUUCAAAUAUUAUUUAAAGGAGUAGUUUACCCAAAAAUAAAUUAUCUAUUCAUUUAGUCAACUUAUGCCAUCCCAGAUGUGUAUGAAUUUCUUCAGCAGAACAGAAAUGUAAAUUUUAAGAAGAAUAUUGUGAAAAACAAAAAAUUAUAGUGGUACCAUGUAUAGUGCUUGUAUCAGAUGGUAAUACCAUAUUACCUUGAUAUACACCAUGUUAAUAAAUUAUUGCAAUAUUCGUAGAUGUUGGCACUCAAAGAUAAUGCAAUGAAAACCAUAGCAUUACCAUGUCCAAUACAAAUGGUAAAGCCAAGAUGAGUAGAUGCACGAUAGAUUAAUUAAGAUAACUGCAAGCGUGAUCUGUUUAUGCACUUAUGCAUUUAAUUUUGUAUGUAUUGUAAGUCCUUUCCGAAGAGGAUCACUAAGUGUUUUGCCUUUUCAGUGUCUGUGCUCUUUAGCAGCCCAAAAAUGUUUCCUUGCUUAGACAGCAGAUGGCAGCAGCGCUUGUGUGUUUUACAUGCAUGAACAAAAACACUUUAAUGCUGACUGAGAGGAUUAAUGUCUUUUGUAUAUUUUGUCUGAAGAUAUUUUUAAUAAAAAGAUUUU
This is a messenger RNA of Xyrauchen texanus (razorback sucker), 3719 nucleotides long. RefSeq names its product DNA-directed RNA polymerase II subunit GRINL1A-like. Gene Ontology annotation, cellular component: intracellular anatomical structure; nucleus. Bases 165 to 1193 code for a protein of 342 amino acids. NCBI's taxonomy places the organism in Eukaryota, Metazoa, Chordata, Actinopteri, Cypriniformes, Catostomidae. Gene Ontology annotation, biological process: transcription elongation by RNA polymerase II; intracellular signal transduction. Gene Ontology annotation, molecular function: transcription elongation factor activity. The transcript is spliced from 4 exons. The record is from RefSeq and is a predicted model, not a curated record.